AGUAACUCUCUUCUUCUGCUUCUUGUUUUUUUCCCCUGCCACAGCCGUUAAAGCUUAGAUUGGAAACCCUCGCGCAAGUUUGCGCUGCUUUCAGUAAUAUCUCUGCUUCCUAAUCAGUAACCCCCUUCAUUUUUUUCCACCAUUUCUUUAUUUCCAUUUCAUUACCACAUAUAAUCAACUUCACCAUAACAAUCUCAACUUUCUAGUCCUCUAGCUUGGUUUGUGCCUUUUGACUUUGUAAUCUGUCUCCCUCUCCGUUUGUUUAUUUACUUUGUCCUAUUGUUUUUAGUUCCCUAUUAAUUUAAUAAUACAUAAAAAAAAAUCUGUUAAUAUCUGGGGUUGUCAACAAAUUGAAUACCAGCUUGUGCUUUGCUAGAUUUCUGCUGUGUUUGAUUCUCUUUAUUUGAUUUAAUACUCCAUGUUUGCAUAUUCCACAAGGGUAUACCAGAUUUGCCUUCUGCUUAUCGAUUUCACAUCUGGGUCUCUCUCUCUUUCUCCAUUGAAGCUGGUAUAAUCUCAAAGGUUCUAUCUUUUCCCAUUCUUUGCUCAGUUAUCUUUCAUGGGUUCUUUAUUUCAGUUAGAUUUGAGGUUUACAACUUAAAAUUUCUUGUAUUGUUUUCGAGAAGUCCAGAUUUCUCUUCCUUUUCAAUUCUUAUCAUCGUUUUUCAGAUCUUUAUUACACUUCUGGUUGAUUAGCUGAAGGUCUUCAAUUUAUUUUUGUUGUAUUUUCUGUGUUUGGGUUUUUGGUUCUGUUGUUUGAUUAAUAGUGUUUCCUUUACCGGUUUGCCUUAAUAAGAACCUUAACAGUCCAGUAAAGUUCAGAAAGGAUCCAUAUCUUUUUUCCUUAACAAAUUUCCUGAUUUUGUCAUAAUGGGUGAUAGAGGAUCAAAAUUUCUCAUCUGGGUUUUACUAAUCUUGAGCUUGGCAUGUUUAAUUAGUGGAUUUGCUCCAAUAGAUAAUUACCUUAUCGACUGUGGAUCAAGCAGUGAUACUGUGGUAGCAAACCGUGUUUUCUUGGCUGAUAACUCAACCACAAACUCUGUUUCAACACCCAAAACCAUUUUUGUCCAAUCUUCAAGAGUGGAUAGCACACUCUCUUUCUCUGAUGAUUCGCAGCUGUAUCGAACAGCAAGAAUCCUUGAUGGAAACUCUAAGUACUCAUUUUCAAUUCGCCAAACUGGGAGGCAUUGGAUUCGCCUUUAUUUUUAUCCGUUUGCUCAGGAUAGUUACGAUAUGAGCAGGGCAAGAUUUGAUGUUUCCACCCAAGAACAUACCCUUUUGAGCAAUUUCAGUGUGAACACUGAUGUUGUCAAGGAAUUCUCCAUUAAUGUAACAUCCAAGAGCCUUGAAAUUACUUUCACCCCUUCUGAAAAUUCCUUUGCCUUCUUGAAUGCUCUAGAAGUUGUUUCUGUUCCUGAUGCACUCAUCACAGAGGAUGCCAGCACCUUUAAUCCAGUGGGGAAUUUUCAGGGCAUGAUGUGGCAGGCACUGGAGACUGCUUAUAGAGUGAACAUGGGUGGAUCCUUAAUUACCCCUAGGAAUGAUACUCUUGGGCGAACUUGGGUUUCAGACCAAGGAUUUCUCAUCAACCAGAAUCUUGCCAUAACUGUAUCAAAGAUCAGUGCUGUCAAUUAUGUAUCUGGUGGGGCAACACCAGAUAUUGCUCCUAAUGCUGUCUAUGGUACUGCCACUGCGAUGAACUCAUCAAAUGACCCCAACAGUAAUUUUAACGUGACCUGGCAGUUCAAUGUUGAUCCAGGGUUUCAGUACCUUCUCCGUUUUCAUUUCUGUGAUAUAAUAAGUGAUGCUCUCAAUGAGCUCUACUUCAAUGUUUAUAUUGACUCCUGGUCUGUUGUUAAGGAUCUUGAUCCUAGCAUUCAAUUAUCAAACACUUUGGCGGGAGCACUUUAUAUGGAUUUUGUAACAGCAUUAACUGUUAGCAAGAAACUUCGUGUCAGUAUUGGUCCAAGUUCCCUCCCUAACGUUUACCCCAAUGCUAUUCUGAAUGGGCUGGAGAUAAUGAAAAUGAACAAUUCUUUGGGCAGCCUCAGUGGGUUAGUGCCUUCCAGUUCUGUUUCAAGUUCUAAGAAGAAUGUUGGCGUAAUAGUAGGCGUGACAGUUGGGGCAGCCAUUGCUGUGGUUUUGGCUGGAAUUAUCUUUAUAUUGUGCAGAAAACGGGAAAAGUUGGCACGUCAAGGGCAUUCAAAGACAUGGAUUCCUCUAUCUAUUAGUGGAGGACAUUCUCACACUGUGGGGAGCAAGUAUUCUAAUGGAACAACUGUUAGUGUUAAUUCUAAUUUGGGAUAUCGCAUUCCUUUUGUGGCAGUUCAAGAUGCUACAAACAACUUUGAUGAGAGUUGGGUUAUUGGUAUUGGUGGUUUUGGUAAGGUGUACAAGGGAGUUUUGAAUGGUGGUACAAAAGUAGCUGUCAAAAGGGGAAAUCCGCGCUCACAACAAGGUCUUGCAGAGUUCCAGACCGAAAUUGAGAUGCUAUCCCAGUUCCGACACCGCCAUCUGGUUUCAUUAAUUGGUUACUGUGAUGAAAAAAAUGAAAUGAUCUUAAUUUAUGAAUACAUGGAGAAUGGGACUCUAAAGGGUCAUCUCUAUGGCUCAGGUAAUCCCAGCUUGAGUUGGAAACAAAGGCUUGAGAUAUGUGUUGGAGCUGCUAGAGGACUUCAUUACCUUCAUACUGGCGAUGCUAAAGCAGUCAUUCAUCGUGAUGUGAAGUCUGCAAAUAUUUUGCUUGAUGAGAAUCUCAUGGCCAAAGUUGCUGAUUUUGGGCUUUCAAAGGCAGGACCUGAAAUUGAUCAAACCCAUGUGAGUACAGCAGUGAAGGGGAGUUUUGGAUACCUUGAUCCUGAAUAUUUCAGAAGACAACAAUUGACAGAGAAAUCAGAUGUGUAUUCAUUUGGAGUUGUUUUGUUUGAGGUUCUUUGUGCAAGACCAGUUAUAGAUCCUACCCUUCCGAGGGAAAUGGUGAACUUAGCAGAAUGGGCAAUGAAAUGGCAAAAGAAAGGUCAGUUAGAUCAAAUAAUAGAUCCUACACUUGUAGGAAAAAUAAGACCAGAUUCACUAAGGAAGUUUGGAGAAACUGCAGAGAAAUGCUUAGCGGACCUUGGCGUUGACAGGCCUUCUAUGGGAGAUGUCUUAUGGAAUCUAGAGUAUGCUCUUCAACUUCAAGAAGUAGUUGUUCCAGGUGGUCCUGAAGAAAACAGUACUAAUAUGAUCGGUGAGCUCUCUCCACAAAUCAACAAUUUCAGUCAAUUAGAUGACAGUGUUUCUACUGCUCAAUUCGAAGCAUCAAGUGUGGAUGAUCUAUCUGGGGUUUCAAUGAGUAAAGUAUUCUCGCAGCUGUUAAAGUCCGAGGGGAGAUAACUUGUUGGAGGGGAUUUGACGUUCAAUUCUUUGUUUUGUUCGCUCACCAUCUGAAUAUUGUCUCUAGUAAAAUCAAGCGAGCGACUUUCGCGAUCAUGGCCAUGACUUGUCUAGUUAGCGAUCGGAGAAAACAAAGAGGAGGUCUAAACAACAAAUUGAUUCGGGAAUUUGAUUUUCACUCUUUUUGUACAGGAGGGAUUAUGUUUCAAGUGAUUUUAAAGGAAGUUUAGAGUAUAUUGCUUUAUGUAGCUUGUUUUGUGUCUAUUUAAUAUUUACACCUAUAUGAAGCAGCAGCUGUUAUACCGUUUUUUGUUUGCUGGUAGGUCAAAUAUUUUUGUCUGAUUUGUUAUUAUCCUUUGAACCAUUCUUGCUUGCUGUAUCUUUUUAUGUUCAUGGUAUUGAUUGUCUGUAUCUUUUUAUGUUCA
Jatropha curcas is the source of this 3800-nucleotide messenger RNA. RefSeq names its product hercules receptor kinase 1 (gene HERK1). The record is from RefSeq and is a predicted model, not a curated record. Gene Ontology annotation, biological process: protein autophosphorylation. Gene Ontology annotation, cellular component: plasma membrane; plasmodesma. Gene Ontology annotation, molecular function: ATP binding; transmembrane receptor protein tyrosine kinase activity. NCBI's taxonomy places the organism in Eukaryota, Viridiplantae, Streptophyta, Magnoliopsida, Malpighiales, Euphorbiaceae.